AUGACACAACGACCUCCCAACAGACUUUAUACUUCGAAACAACGGACCGCAACUGUCGAAUUUGAUAUGCUCUGUAAUGACAUCCACGAGACCUUCGACGUUCUGCAUCUCCUGCUCGAGGCAUACGUACCUAGCCUAGCAAGCCUCUUCCGCUUUCCAGGCCACUUCGCUGGCGUAAGCAAUUCGUUGUGCCCAGGCAUCAAGCCUGAACAACCCUCCGACUUAAUUUGGCCGGAUGAUGGCAGCUGCGCCUACUAUUACGGCGAGGAACCGCUGAUUUGGGACAAUGCUUCAAACUUUUCCGACUAUACCGAGGCAGCCAUCAACAUGUUACCUUUGCCAACAGAUACGAAAUACCUCGUCCGUCAGGGCGCCAUCGAUCGUCUGGUCUGGUAUAAGAACUGGAUGUUCAUCAAUCACGUCGAAGAGUCUGACUAUUACCAUGAUCACAUCAGCACCACAGCCAUCGAAACACUCUAUCGCAACACAAAGCCUGGCGAUCUGUUGAGAGAGCUUCUGAGCGAGGGCUACCAUGAUUACGGUGACCAGCGCGAUGCGGCACUCAGACAACUGCCUAAGGACUUACUCGUCGACAUCUUACGUAAGGCAUGGGACAAGAAGUGCGAGAGUUACGGUCCGUGGAGGAACCCCUGCAAGUACCACGGACAUCCAGGACCAGUCGUGCCGCAUUGCGCACACUGA
Parastagonospora nodorum SN15 is the source of this 702-nucleotide messenger RNA. RefSeq lists its product as hypothetical. The transcript has 3 exons. Bases 1 to 702 code for a protein of 233 amino acids. Lineage: Eukaryota; Fungi; Ascomycota; Dothideomycetes; Pleosporales; Phaeosphaeriaceae. The record is from RefSeq and is a predicted model, not a curated record.